Messenger RNA from Saccostrea echinata, 1448 nucleotides. RefSeq names its product nacrein-like protein. Lineage: Eukaryota; Metazoa; Mollusca; Bivalvia; Ostreida; Ostreidae. The transcript is spliced from 8 exons. Bases 4 to 1320 code for a protein of 438 amino acids. Gene Ontology annotation, molecular function: zinc ion binding; carbonate dehydratase activity. The record is from RefSeq and is a predicted model, not a curated record.
ACUAUGGAUUCUAGGAUACGUUUGUCUGUAGCACUUGUAUAUAUUGCUUUAGUGAUAGCUCAUGUAUCCUGUGCGGUUACAAAGUGCUUUGAACCUAAUCCACAGAAAGCCAAAUAUAACUACGAUCCUAAGACCUGCUUGUCUCCUUCCCACUGGAACAAAAUUUCAUCUUCCUGGGGGAACUGCACAACCUUCUGGAAUUUAAGACAGUCCCCUAUCAACAUCAACACUCUGGACACUGUCUACAUGCCAAUACAGAAACUGGGCUUUCAUAAUCUGUGUAAAAGAGUCAAGGGCAAGGCCACUAACAAUGGUCAUCAUCCGGAGUUUGAAACUACCAGUAAGGACAUAAAACUGUUCAAUGUCCCGGGUCAAGGUCACGACCAGUUCAUCUUUAAAGAAAUCCACGUUCAUACUGGCGUCUUGGAAUCGGUCGGCUCUGAACACUCUAUCGACAAUAACUUCUCACCUCUAGAGGUACAUGCUGUGUUUUACAAUGAACAUUUCAAGGAUGCCAAAGAAGCAAAAGCCAAGAGAAAUGGAAUGGCUGUAAUCGCGGUCCAAGUCCAGGUUGCUGCUGAUGAGACGGAAAAUGUUGACAGCGUGUCUUUGGAACUUCGAGACAUGGAAAGAAUAAACCAGGGUUGCCCAUGUGCACCAUUAGACCUUAGUUGUCGGAGAGAAAAAUGUUUCUGUAAAGGAACAAAUGAUCUUUUCUGCAAAGCAACCAAAACCCACGUGUGCUCCGACAAGUUCGGAGAAGGUCUCGUUUGUCGUGCCUCUGGUAUUGCUCGAUGUACAGGGGACGAACAAUGCAGUGGGCUAAAAAAAUGUCGGCGGAACGACUUCGUCCAAGCUAAUCAAACGCCAAAUAAUUUCUGUUCGCUUCCAAAAGUCUGCCGAGUGAGGUAUGCUCACGAACUGAGUCACCUCAUGGAGAAAUAUUACCAGAAAAUUCAAGAAUAUAAGCCAAAAUCACUACCAGAUGCGAAAAAGUUUACCAGGAUUUUGGAGAAUAUCACUCCAAGAGACAUUCUUCCGUACAACUGGAAUUAUUAUACUUACUCCGGCUCCCUCACCUCGCCGCCAUGUUAUGAGACAGUUCAAUGGAUUGUAAUGAGGUGUCCAAUAAAAAUAUCCAGAAGGGCUUACCGAAUGUUGCAGUUGAUGGAAGAUAUAACACACACCCCACUGAUGGCCCACGGGACGCGACGUCCCAUUCAGCGUGGGAAAUCUGGACUACAUCGUGUGGAAGUGUCAAGGAAUUUUCUAUGGAACGAAGCCCAAGACGAAACCUUGUUUUGCGAUGUUAAUCAAUGAAGACUUUUUAUGUGCCGUUUUAUUAACUUUUUCUUGCCCCUCCCCCUCUACCUCUUUUUACUUUGUGUUUUAUACAAUUGUUUAUAUUUAAUUUAUUAUAGAGAAUAAAAUAAUAAAAAUUUGAACUA